Molecule: messenger RNA, 555 nt
Organism: Cooperia oncophora
Lineage: Eukaryota; Metazoa; Nematoda; Chromadorea; Rhabditida; Trichostrongylidae
Source: the annotation of a GenBank genome assembly
AUGGAAGUGUCGCUUCUGCAGCCAACGAACCGUUCUUUUUCCAUACGGCAAGAAUCAGAAUCCUUGAGGGAGAGCGCAGAGUUUGCUUUCGAGAUUUUCACAGUGAUUCCUGAAACUUCACAUUCUCAACGUACUGCUUUCAAGGAAGCAGAAGAUGAGACAGAGACGGCCACAUCUUGGAAAUCUGCUAAGGAGCUAUUCACCGAGCCGCAUUUGAGAAGAGCAGUUCUGCUCAGCAUUUCUGCCUUGCAGAACACAGUCGCUCUUUGGUCGAUGUUGUUGUCUUCUACGUACUUUCUCGAAGAAAUCGGUCUUGAUCAAGCAGUCGCUUCUUGGAGCAGUACCGCAAUGACAUUAGGAUACGUUCUGGGCACAUUGGCAGGAUCGACAUGGAUCGAACGAUUUGGUCGCCGCACAAUUCUGCUUUCAUUCACCAUCGUUGAUAAUCUUCUCCUGGUGUUCUACGUAGUUUGUGCUGAAAUGAGUCCAAUUGUCAAACAGUUCCGAUACAGCUGCCUCGUUCUACUAAUCGCCUACGCCUUUGUCUAUGGGUAA